This is a messenger RNA of Darwinula stevensoni, 1149 nucleotides long. NCBI's taxonomy places the organism in Eukaryota, Metazoa, Arthropoda, Ostracoda, Podocopida, Darwinulidae. The record is from the annotation of a GenBank genome assembly.
AUGAGGAACGAAAUGUGGAUAGCGAUGUUCCUUGCCGGGACGGUGGUGACAAUAUACUGUACGUACCUAGUGGUGGUGGAUUACCUCUCUUACCCAGUCAUUACAUACGUGUCCAUGAGCCACGCACGAAAAAUGGCUUUCCCUGCCGUCACCGUCUGCAACUCCAAUCCCAUCGUCUGCUACAAACUGGGCCAGCUCCGAGAUUUGCUUCCCGAGUUAUGGAAUGUAUCCGGAUGCAGGAUAGAAGCCCUUAUGCUCGUCCCAGUCUCUUGGCUCAAUUCAUCGAAUUGGAAUGCAGAGGAACUAAAGAAUGGACUCAAUGGGUAUUUACAAGAGGUGGUGAACACGACCGAACUGGCACUUACUAUCGUGGAUCAAGGCUACACAUAUACAAAUAAUUUGCCACUCCUGAACUUGAUGUCUGGAACAAAUAAGAAUUCUCGAUUGGAUUCACUUCUCAAGAGUCUAUUGUAUGUGGCACCGGUGGAGUUCAAGGCUAGGAAUGGCAGCAGGGCCUUUGACGUCCUCAUAGCGUACAUGAUGGGUAAAGGAGACCUCACGUCCGGCACGACACAAGCCAGCACUAAUCCGGUUGUUGUUGCAUCAACCACUUCAGUGAAUGCCAGUAGCAAUGGAAACGGCAGUUCAAAUGUGGACGGACUUCGCGGAUUUGGAGUACAGGACAGCAAGGAUGCAACCGAAGAUUACUUGAAUGAAUUUCAAACAAAUGCUGCUCCCACAAUAUGGGACAUGCUUCAUGUUCAACACCGCCUGGAAUCAAAACGAUUCAACCGCAGGGAAGAGGAUCGCAAGCAAAACUGGAGAAGAAACAGUUACGUGAGAAAUCCGUCAGCAUCGAGUGUUGGAGCUCGCAUAACGAUUCAUUCCGCGAAUGAAUGGCCGAAUCCCGUGGAACAGGGAUACAUCGUUCAACCCAACACUCGCAAUGUCUUCGCCUUGCAAGUUGUGAACAUGUCCAGGCUGGAGAGUCCCUACAGCACUGACUGUUUCUCGGACUGGCAUGAAACAGAAUACAAACCGUAUUCUAUGGAUAAUCCAAAUGCCAGUCUCGACUACACUCAAGUCGUGAGUAAACUCAAAUCUAUAAUUGAUGACACUACCCGCAGAGUUCCGCUGUUUUACGUUUGA